GGGGGUGCUUCUGUCGUUUCUCGCCUUCCUGCAUGGUCGCUACAUACUGCCGCGACUAGCCAGCCGAGAGGGUUGUCCGGUUUUUCUUCCAUUUUCUCAAUUCUACUCGUGUUUUUUCUCUCUCAGCCUUGCUGUCUUACUUGCCCUUCCGUUUGCUUCAUGUGGUGAGCUUUCUCUCCCCGCACCGGCCUCCUUUGUUAAAUUUCCUUCGCUCCCUCAUCGCCCGUGUCUUGCCGCUGUGUGUCUUUCGCCGGUUCACCUGCAACUCUCUACCCCUCCUCGUCCGUCUUCGCUUCCUUCCUUUCUCUCUUUCUUCUCCUCUCUUUUCCCCAUCCUGGAACCUUGCGGGUGGGCUGCGUGUCUCUCCUCUCGGCUUGCACCUAUUCAGACUCGCUCUCGAAAAUAUGGCGAAAGUCCGAGUGGACGCUCGCGAGCACUUGGCGCGCGCUUUUGCUUCUGCCUCACCCGUCUCCAACGCUGAAUUUGAACAGACAGCGGACCUGGAAGAGAACGGAGAAAACGACGAGAGCGGCGCCGCCAUUGGAUUUCCCCGAAAAUGCAACGCAACGGCCACCUGGAUCGUCUCCACGCUCAUCGGCCUCUUCUUCCUGUUCGUCCUCCAUCGGCGUCAUCGCCUUACCUUCGAGUGGCCCUACGAAAAACAACAAAUUUCUGCCUAUUCUGAAGGAUCCUUCUACUACUCGUUCUUUAACGACGUUGUCGCCGCACCCACCUGGCAAGCCGGCGUCCACGCGAUUCUACGAGACGAGAGGUCGGAGCAUCCAGACGUUGUGAACGCUCUCCGUCGCUUUAAUGUCUACCAAGAGCUUUUGGUCGGACUGCUCUACCGCGGGGUCCGCCACCUUCUCGGGGACGUGUGGCUAGCUGAGUACGUCGCUCGCACGCCCUUCAACUUUUACACUGCAUGCGUUUUUCUUCUCCAGGCUCUCGGCGUCGCCGUGCUCGCUGCCCUCGCGGCCGUAGCAGGGGGUAGCGCAUUUUGUGCCUUGGCUUGUUUCGGAUUCUUCUUCGCGAACUACUACCACCGUCUCAUCAUUCGCGUUCAAGCCGUCCCCCUGCGAGAGAACUGGGCGCUGCCCUUUCUGUGGAUCAACAUCACCGCCAUCGCUCUGCUUCUGCAAACGCAUGCGCGCCUCCAGCGGGCGACGCUGAGGCUCUGGGCAGCGGACAAAGAUUCAGCUUCGAGUCUGCGAGCACACAGGUUUCUCGAGGCGCUUCGCCAGACAGAGAAGAAAUUGCUCGCGGUUGUGUUUCUGUCGACGCUCUGCCUCCUGGUCUCGUGGCAGUUCGGAGUCUUCGUCAUCACAACUCAGGUGGCAGCCUUGUUUGCAGUGCUCCUCGUGGGCUUCCCUUGUGAGCGCGUUCUGCGACGCAUUCUCUUGGUUCUCUCUGCCGCUUUUGUGAGCACCCUUCUUCUCCAUUUCUUCCCGAGGUACUUGCUUCUCUCCUUUCUUCCCCACACGCUGCUCGCCGUUCUCGCCGUUCUGCAUGUCUGGCCGGUCUCCCGCCUGCUCAUGCGUCAAACGGCGGAACAGGGAGAGGCGAGAGGCGUCGCUCUUCGACUCUUUCCGAGAAACGUCCUCAGAGGGUUUCUGGCGGUGUCGAUUUGCUUCCUCGUUCGCCUGUCUCUGCGAAGCUUCGAGAAAGACGACUCUCACGUCUUCCAGCUUUUGCUGCACAAGCUCGGACUUGCGACCAGCUCGUUCGACACCAGCAUCUACCUCAUGGGCGGAACGGAGUUCGACUUCUUCUCUCUGUACUUCUUCAACCUCAUUGCUCCGUCGCGUCUCUUCCUCUUUGCCAGCGUUUCGCUUCUCCUUUUCCUUCUUCUCUCUACUGACCAACUGCUCUUCUUGAACCGCCUCUGCCGCCUAUCGCCCGGUCUCUACGCAGCUCUCUCGGAAGAGUCUCUGAGUCUGAAGAGAGAACCGCUACUCGGGCAGGAAGAACAUCGAGCGAAGGCAGAGAAGGCGCGACGGAAAGACGCCGCACCGAGCACCCAACACUGUGCGGCUGACACACGAGUCUCUUCUGCGGACGACUCGAAGCUGCGACAAAGAAAACCGGUCGGGACCAACGAAAGAGAAGAGUCGCCGCCACCGGCAGUUGAGUCCUCCGACUCUGUCGGGGAGAAGCGGAGAAGAGCGGAGGCGAGGCUGCGUGCUCAGAUGGAAGACCAAUUGGUGUCUGCCGUUUUUCUGAUGCCCGACCUCUUCUACCUCUCUGUUCAGGCGAUCUUCUUCGUGGUUCUGAUGCUUCUCAUCGCUCGGCUUCGAGUGCUCGCUCUCCCGCUUCUCUGCGUCUUGGCGGCGGCAGUCGCGUCGCCUUCGCUCUGGCGCUCGGUUGCAUGCACGCUGGCGGCCUCGCUGAAUCUGCCCAUUCUGGCGUCGAUCAGCAGUCGAUUGACCGGUGGCCGCCGCUGUCGCUCGCGGUUCGUCUUCCUCGUACAUGUUUUGCUUUUUGCUGGCUUCUCCGCUCUGCCCUUUUACCUUAAACUCCCGCUGGAGGAAAUGAUCGUCGCAGAACCCUCGACAGAGAACGCUGCAAACCAAAGCAGACUGUCUCUCAUCAACUGGCUAAAAACCAACGUUCCGCCGGACGCCGCGAUCCUCGGAGACAUGCCCUCGUCCUCCACUCUGCGUGCAGCGACGCAGCUGCGUCUUGUCAUUCACCCUCAAUUCGAACAAGCUGAAAUGAGGAAGCGAGUGCAGUUUCUCUAUGGCGCCUCUGCGUGCCCCCCCGAGGAGCUGUACGCUUCGUUGAUGCAACGCGUCUACGAAACGGACUACCUUCUCAUCAACAACUUCCGCUGUGCAGCCGCAAAGCAGAACAAAGUGACUGUUUUUGGCGUGGCGGAUCUCGUCGAGGAAAAGAGUUUUCCCUGCCCCCGAGCUGUGGAGUCUUUCUCGCGUUUCUGCUUCAAAACGCAACUCAGUUCAGCGUCUUUCGAUCUCCUCUACCGCAAUGGCGUGUACGCCGUUCUGAAGGUGAAAGAACCGCGGGGGACUCGCGCAGAAGGAAAAGCGGCAACGCGUUCACAGAGCGACCGGAAAGAAGCGGAAAAACAGCUCAAGGAGUCUUUGAGAGUUCUGGACAUCCAGAAGAAAAACGAAGCGUACCUUUCCUUCGACUGGAAGUCCAAGGUGUCCACACUCGAGGCGCUCGACCCCUGGAUUCAACGCUGCAUCACAGACGACGAGAGAUGCGGUCGAAACAUGCAAGAGUUUGCUCAAGAGCUGAUGGAUCUGUACGGCCUAAAGGUGACAAGCCGCCUCCUGCAGGAGAAGUCUGUGUCUCUUUUUCCAGACCAUUCCGACGUUCUGUUCGGUCAUGGCGUCUUCCUCGACUUCGACAUGGGCAACUCGAAAGACGCAGCAACCUACUACGAGCGAGGUGCAGACAAGGAUCCGCUGAGUGUCGCGAAGACAGUUCAGUUUCUGCUCUUCCUCGACCAAGCCAUCGGGCGAAGUCGUGCGGUGGAAAGCGUGAAUCGUCUUCUUCACUUGGAAGACAUUCUCGAAAAGAAGACGAAUGCGGAGCUUCUGGAUGACGCUACCAACCUCUGCAAAGCGGCCCUGCUGCUCAAACAGCUGGUGGACACGCAAGUUAAACAAGGAGCCUCGAGAGACACCCCACACGCAAUUCAAGAGCAAGAGCGCGUCAUGCAGCGUAUCUGGGACAGGAGCAAAGAGCUGAACAUCCAGAAUGAGUGCGUCGUCGAGGGCUGGGCGUACUUUGAGAAUUCGCGCCUGACGACAGCCCGGCGCAUUCAACAUUUUUUCUUCGGAGAAAGCCGUUUUCUCUCUCGUGUCAUUCGCGCUGUCUCGCUCUUCAUCAAUACCCUCCUUCUUUCCUAGUUAAUCUUCCUUCUCCGGGAAAAAAGAUCCUCGCUUUUCCCCAUACUCGCUCGCUGUUUCCUAACUGAUCUUCUCGCCGCUUCCUUCACCGUAUGUUUGUUCCUUUUUACCCUCGUGGUGUCUUCCUGUUUGAAACAGAAGUCUUUUGUCCCAGACAGUCGCUGCGUGGAGAACUUGCGGGAGGAGAAACCGAAGCAACGGGAUGUUCGAUCCGCUGGAAUCGGUAGAUUCCUUUCUUGAACUCGAGUCGCAGAGUUGUGAAGCAACGAGUCACCUCCAGGCUGGACUUUGCUUUUCGCUAUAACUUCCGCGGUAGCAUUGCCGCCUUCGUCGCACUCUUCUCGUUUUCCUUGUGGGCGACGGAAAGAAGCUGACAGUCUUCCUCUUUGCGGGGGUCAAACGCGAGGCAGAUCGUUCGCAUUCCUUUUCUCUCUUUCGUCGUUGGAGAAGCCCGAUCGUUUGUGGAGGUGUUUGAUGCACAGACUUCUCUUGUGAAUUCCGCUCUCUUACAAGAUCCAAUAUCGGAGUCGGGAGCUGGAGGCCUGUGCGUGCGACUCCAGCAUUCUUCGGUCUCCCCCUUUCUUGACUUUACUCUCUGUCUCUCUGUAUCGUGUUUUUUCCUGCCUGUGCAAGUCUAGAAGGACACUCAGGAUUCAGGCGUUUUACGAACUUGAAUUUCUCUCGCAAAGUCCGUAGCCGUCUCCCGUGGUUUUGCUCAGAACCAGCGACGAGGAGAACCGAGCCCACUCCGUGUUCGCGUUUUCCUUCUCGCAAAAAGCAAUGUCUUUUUCGUGAGAGUGCAAACUAUCGCAGCUGAGGUGCUCAAAACUAUCGGG
Molecule: messenger RNA, 4714 nt
Organism: Toxoplasma gondii ME49
Lineage: Eukaryota; Apicomplexa; Conoidasida; Eucoccidiorida; Sarcocystidae
Exons: 26
Coding region: 405-3878 (1157 amino acids)
Cellular component (GO): nuclear inner membrane
Molecular function (GO): mannosyltransferase activity
Source: RefSeq, a predicted model, not a curated record